CAGCACAAUGACGCUGGCCACAGCCUCGAUGUAUGUGUGACACUGGUCCCUGACAGAUAAACAAACCCCUUGUUGCAUGGCUCAAUGGACCUUUAACAAUUAACGUUAUCAGUCUCUCUGGUGCUAGAAAGAUCAUGCUAAUGCCGAACAGAGUACCUCGGUUGACAGAAAAUGGCUCUAUUGAUGAAAAGUUAACCGUUAAAGUUGAGUCCGCUGAGAGUGACCUGGUGUGAUAAUUGCAUGCUGCAUGUCUGAUAACCACCCAUCACCCACCUCCACCUCCUCUCAGUUCUUUUGAAAUGAAUAUGUGUCGCCGCUCCUUGCAUGUUGUGCUGUGAGUGUGUCAUCAUGAGGAACGGCAGUGAUAACCCUCUGGCACUGUCAUCCAAGAAACCACGCCAGGGCCAGACGGGCUACAGACAAGAGCUAGAGAGGCUGCGUGCUGAUUUGGAAGCAGAGAAGAAGCAAACACAGCAGGCCAGUGGUCACCUCUCUGUCGAGCUCAGGCAUCUGCGGGAAGAAGCUGAGAGGGAACAGCGGAGGGCCGUGAGGGCGCUGACGGCCAGGCGAGGGUGCCAAAAGGACAGGUUUUCUAUCAGACACUGGCUGGCUAAGGAAGCGAGCAUUGUAAACAGUGGAACAAACAGUAAAGUUGAGUCCACAGGGAAAGAGUUUCUUUCUUUGUGCAAUGGAGAAACAUAUAAAAAGCUGGAGCAGUUGCUGCUGACACUGUUUGAGAACAUAAGUGGUAAGCAGCCAGUCCAUAAAUUGCAUCACAAGCAGGAAUUGGAGCUAGAAAAGGCCAUCUUUCUCUGCCACCUGCUCGAGGCUCAUGGAAGACUGUUACAGGGGAGGCAGAGAGCAGGACACCCCAGCAACGUUUUUAAAUGCCUCCCAAGAAAGCCACCUCAGGAGGACAGCAGUAACUCCUGUCAGACAAAGCCUCUCCUAACCUUGCCACAGCGAUCUCACAGUGCCUCCCACUCAUUUAAGAGGAAAACUAAAUCAGAUCCGGGCCGGCUCCCUUUAGGGAGGACCGUUUGUACAGCUGACCCCUGCACCACCGCCGCCUUGGACACCUGUCAGAGCAGCUCUCUGAAAAUUUGUCACCCUCACAGCUCUCCCCAUGCAGGCUGGGGCAACCAGCCCCCCUGCUGCGCUGAGUCCUCUGGGUCAGAUGAGAUACUGCCUUCCCAAUGCAUGGACAGAAACAUGGAGAAUGGUACAGAAUAUGGGUUACUGGUACGUCAGAACUCUGAACUCUUGCGAGCCCUCGAUGAGCUGGAGAAGACUUGUGCUACACUGAGGGAAGAGAAUGGCCUGUUGCGGAAGAGCAGCGCCCCAGAGACCGAGGAGAAGGUCAGGCGCCUGAGAAGAAAGAACACAGAGCUGGCUGUUCUUGCUAAGAGGCUGGAAGAGAGGGCGCGAAAACUGCAGGAGGCCAACCUCAAAGUGGUGAAUUCCCCGUCACUGAUGAGACCUGGGUCAGUUGAACAGUACAAGAGGGCUUUUGCGCGUCAGCGGGCUCGUGACUUAGCCCAGCACGCUGAUGCACUGCUGUCUAAGGACAAAGAGAUCGCUGCUCUACAGCAAGAGUGCAGAGAGCUAGAGGCACGGCUAGGCACCACAAAGGCCUCCCCUGUUUCACCUGCAAGAGUGGAAUUUGAGAGGCUUCUCAGGGAAUCUCAGAAGGAGGUGCUGCGGCUCCAGAGGCAGCUGUCGGUCACAUCAUCCAGACAGCAGCGCAGCCAUAGUCCUGACCCUGGUGGCCCAGAGAAGUGUGGGGUCAUUGAGGAGGAAGAGGGGGAAGAGAAGGUUGUUGGAGAGACCCCGUGUGUGAUAUUAGAUGAAGCUCCAUCCAGGUGUGAGAAGACUCCCGAAGAGGAGGAGGAGUCGGGGGUGCGAGUGACGCCCCAACCGGGCCUUAGCCCGACCCCGGUCCAUCAGGAGGAGCACACAGAGGAGCAGCAUUUAAAGUUUCUGGAAAGUGAGCUGAGCAAGAAGAGAAAAGAAUGUGAAAACCUUGAGCAUGAAGUAACGAAGCGACAGAAGAGAUGUCUGGAUUUGGAGAGCCAGCUUGAGGAUGAGCGGGGCAAAAAUGAGCAACUAAAGGAGGAGGCAGAUCUCCUCAGGAGGAAGGCACAGCUGCUCGACCAGACUCGGGCUGAGAAUGAGGAGCUGAGGGAAGAUCUCUCUGAAGUGACCGCUCAACACAAUUCCGUUCUCGAGGAGAACCAGAGACUCCGUGCCAAACUGGAGAACCUAGAGCAGGUCCUAAAGCAUAUGCGAGAGGUCGCUGAGCGAAGGCAGCAGCUGGAAUUGGAACAUGAGCAGGCACUGGCAAUCCUUAAGUUCAAACAGGAUGAAAUCAAACGGUUACAGCGGGCUCAAUUAUUUGCCAAGAGGGAGCAUGAGGGAGUGGUUCAGAUGCUGGAGGAGUUGACUCAGCUUGUGUUGCGGAGGGAGCUGAGUACACUGGACUGCAUGCAGUCAAAGGUACGGGAUCUGGAGGAGAAAUGUCGCAGCCAGAGUGAACAGUUUGGCUUGCUGUCACAAGAAUUGGAGAAGUUUCGACUGCAGGCCUCGAAGGUGGACCUGGCCGGCUCUAGCCUCCUUAACAAUCCCAGCCUCUCUGUUCUGACCAAUGGGGUGGGCCUGACUACUGAACGAGACUGCACUGGUGGCUCAUGGGAUAUGGUGUCUCUGGGUGAAAUAGCCUUCUGGAGUCUCGAGGGAGGUGACACUCUCUCCUGCCCUGAGGAUGUGGCUGCCGCUCUGCGAAUGGGGGCCACCCCUCACGCAGCAGGGCUGUCCAGGGUGGAGCGCUCGCCUGUCACCAAGCACAGAGAGCUGCCCACCAUCAGUGUCAGCAAGUCAGGUUCUUCUUCCAGCAAGUCGGAGACCACACACCUCACCCCCAAGUCUGACACCCACCUCAGUCCGCACAAAUCCAGCCCAACACAUGAGGUGGAUACUGCCAGUGAAGUGGAGGAGCUGGACAUCGAUGUAGCCCCAGCACCUUUUACAGUCAACAGAGGAGCAGCAAAGCUUCAGGUUUUCAUUGCAAGAUACAGCUAUAAUCCGUAUGAUGGCCCCAAUGACAACCCUGAAGUGGAGCUCCCACUCACUGCUGGGGAAUACAUCUAUGUGUAUGGAGACAUGGAUGAUGAUGGCUUCUAUGAAGGUGAACUGAUGGAUGGACGGAGAGGGCUGGUCCCCUCGAACUUUGUGGAACGUGUAUCGGACGACGAUGUCAUGAGCACUCACCAUCCAGGGGCAGGGGACAUGUCCCAUAACUCUCUGCUUGACAGCAGCCUGCACAGUGCCAGCCACCAGCAUCACCUCCACAUGGGCGUCAGCGCCUCAGAAAGGACAGAGGCCUCUGCUGCCUCAGGCCCUGCCUCAGCCCCCUCAGAUUCAGCAUCGGCCUUGGCUGUCCCAGCCCCCCUCACUAACGGCCUGGACUUGGAUUUGGAGGAGGUGGGAGUGGACGUUGUGCCUUACCCACGUAAGCUUACCCUCAUCAAGCAGCUUGCCAAGAGCAUCAUCAUCGGCUGGGACCCUCCGUUGGUGCCGGCUGGGUGGGGCAAUGUGUGGAGCUACAAUGUGUAUGUGGACCAGGAGCUGCGGCUCAAUGUGCCCUUCGGUUCCCAGACCAAAGCGGUGCUGGAGCGGCUAGACAUAAACCUCAAGACUUACCGUGUGUCAGUGCAAAGCCUGACAGAGAAGGGCCUCUCUGACCAGCUGCGCUGCAGCUUGCUGGUCGGUCGGGACGUUUGUGUGGCGCCCACGCAGCUGCGUGUGGAGAGGAUCACCGCCACCUCUGCCAACCUUACCUGGCUGCCCAGCAACAGUAACUAUGUGCACAUUGUGUCCUUGAAUGAGGAGGAGUGUGAGCUGGUGAAGGCUGGCUGCUACUCGCUGUGCCUCAAUAACCUCAUGCCCAGCCUGCAGUACACAGUCAAAGUGGAGGCACGGCCGCACCGCACGCCAUGGGAGUUACCUGUGGAGCGCCGUGAGCACAGAAGCGCUACAGUCACCUUCACCACACUGAUGGCAGGUCCUCCUGAUGCCCCUCUGGAUGUACAGUUGGAGCAUGGUCCCUCCCCAGGGAUUGCCCUUAUCAGCUGGUUGCCAGUCACUAUAGAUGCUGCCGGGACCUCCAAUGGAGUCCGUGUCACUGGAUACACUAUAUAUGCUGACAAGAAAAAGGUGCUGGAGGUGUCUUCCCCAACAGCCGGCAGUGCCCUGCUGGGCCCCUCUCAGAUCCAGUCCUUGCAGGCAGCUCAGGAGCUCACUGUCCGCACCAUGUCUGCUCACGGGGAGUCUUGUGACUCUUUCCCCGUCAAUGUGCCCUCCAAGCUGGCUGCCAUCAUGGCAGGUCCAGCCAUCACCGCCCCAGUUGUGCCACCCUUACCCUGUCCCCCCACAGGUUCCACUAACCCACCCUCGCCACCGUCCUACGGGAACUCUGCUGCCAAAGUCUCCAUGCUGCCCAGCUCUUUGCCAUCAAACACACACGUGACUGGCCUCACAGUGGAAGCUGCUGCCAACCCUCCUCAUGCUCUCCACUCAGAAGAUCUUAUCUCAUCUGCCUCAUAUGUGAAGGCCUGGGCCAACCCAUCUUCUGGUGCUGCCUUGGCCGUGUGUGAGCCCACAUUACCAGCAGCCUCCACCAUUACUCCAGUGGUUAAUGUGACCCCAUCCACCACCCCAGCACCUCAACCAUCCCCAGUAGAAGCACCAGCACCUGCACAAUCACCAGUGAGAGCUGCAGCAGUGUUGGAGCAGCGCAGAGACGCCGACAGCCCUGGAUCAAUACGCCCUUUUCCAUCCAUCACAGAGUUCAUUGAGGACCCCAGUGCCAAACUCGGGACACCUGAGCGCAUCCCUACCCCACCCAAAGCCCCGAUCACAGACCUCCUCAACCCUCAGGACACUAACAUCCACCGACCCCCCAGCACAUCACCGCUGGAGUCAGAGGUGGAUGAGGAGCAAGAGAAUAGCCGCUUGGUGUCCAUUGAGGAGUUCCUGAGACAGGACCAAGAGCCAGCAUACUGUAGGACACAGCAGAGUUACAGCAGAGGGCUUGUGGAGCCUCCCAGUGACUACCCUGCAGACAACAGCCGUUCAGAUCUGUCUGACAUCCUGGAGGAGGAGGAGGAGGACCUUUACUCUGACCAUCUCGGUGAAGCGCAGGCCAAGGGCUUCACAGUCGGAGCUAACAGGGAGCCCAGCCAGAUCCCUCCAGUUGAGCCGGGUCCAUCCUGGGGAGCCCAGGCUGAUAAACCAGCGUACUUGCAGACCAGGCAACUCAAAGGCGGUGUUGAUUCACCAAAGAUGAAGGGAGACAGCGACAUACGCAUCUUUGUGGCCCUCUUCCCUUAUGAUCCUGCCACCAUGUCGCCCAAUCCUGAUGCUGCCGAGGAGGAGCUGCCCUUCACUGAAGGACAGAUCAUCAAAGUUCACGGAGAUAAAGACCCAGACGGGUUCUACCGAGGAGAAUCUGGUGGUCGUCUGGGCUUGGUGCCGUGUAACAUGGUGUCUGAGAUCCAGGUGGAGGAUGAGGAGACCCGGCAGCAGCUACUGCAGCAGGGCUUCUUGUCCACUGCAGCCUCCAUGGAGAAGAUAGUGGGGUCUGCUGCACUCUGGGAGGAGAGCGUAGACUCCUCCAGCCCAGACCCCAGCCAGACUGCCGCCGCCGCUGCCACUGCAGGGAGCCAGGUCCCAGGAGCUCGCAGGAUGGUUGCCAUCUUUGAUUACGAUCCACGAGAGAGCUCCCCCAACACUGACAUAGAGGCUGAGCUGACCUUCAGUGCAGGAGACAUCAUACAUGUGUUUGGUGACAUGGACGAAGAUGGCUUCUUCUACGGAGACUUGAAUGGACACAGGGGCUUAGUGCCCUCCAACUUCCUGCAGGCCUUACCGGAAGAUGCACCAGCAGAACGUGUCUCUGCUCAGCCUGCACCAGAACCCAAGAAAGAAUCACAGGCUACCUGGACAUCUCCUGUGGAGCUACAUGACCCUGAACCCUCAGGGCUAGAAGAGGCUUUGCUCCCCCAAACAGAACAUCCUUUCCCUGAGCCAACAGGGCACACAGAAGACCCACAGCCCAAACUGGCAAGCCCCAUGUCAGACCUGGACCCAGCGCCCCUCCCAGCAGGCAGCCCGUCAAAGACAGACCGCUCUGCGCAAGGCAAGAAGAAGAAAGGCUUUUUCUCCAAAGGCAAGAAGCUGUUCAAAAAGCUGGGAUCCAGCAAGAAAGACUGACAGUCAGAUGACAGUCAGGACAUCUGACUCUGAAUACUUGCAUCACAUUGAAAGCACUUUUUCCAUCUUCACUGUUGGCAGUCUGCACGGUUAGUGGCUAUCAAAUCUAAUUACUGAUGCUUUAUUAAUUAUAUAUUUGCCUUAGAGCACUGCUAGACCAACUGUUAAAUUUCGAGUACUAUAAAACAUCAAUGUGCAGCUUACAGCAUCACAUGAGCAUGUAGAACUGCAUGUUGAAGCUUGCAAAGUCGCAAAUAUAUUCUCUAAACACUAAUUAAGUAUUUCUCCCAAUAGAUUAUUCAGAAUAAAAUGAAAAAGAAGGAUGUUGAAAAGCAGAGCAGGCUCAGCCCAGAAACAGCUAAUGAAAUAUUAGCUUUAAAGUUCAUGUACUGGUGCCACUUUAUUUAUUUGAAGCAAACGAGCAGGAGCAGCCGUCUAUCUCUUCCUCUGUGUGACUAUAAAGAAUGCACUAUGCAUCCUGAACGGAUGUAUUUUAAAUAUGUCUGCUUGUCCUUCAUGUGUUUCUUGUCUUUAAGAGUAUUUAUACAAUACUUUGUACAGAACAUGUUAUUUAUUUGUGUCAGACUCUUGCCCUCAUCAUCACCACAUUGCAUGACGUGACAUCAGGGCUGGAGGUGAGUCAUAUCGAGCUGUCAGAGACAGUGAUGAUCCACUUUGUGUAACUACAAGGGUUGAGGUUAACAGUAAAGACUGUUUAUUGCAGAGGAACAUACUGUCAAAUGGAAAUAAUGUGAAGGCUUACCCUUCUUUGGUGUGUGUGUGUGUGUGUGUGUGCGUGUUUGUGUGUGCGUGUUUGUGUGUGUGUGUGUGUGUGUGUGUGUGUGUGUGUGUGUGUGUGUGUGUGUGUGUGUGUGCCCAGUCCACUGCUGAGACUGAAAACAGAUGCCUUUCUCAGACAUUAACACAGGAAUUCCUGAUGUUUGUGACCGCAGUCACAACUGGCCUGAAUGUUGCAUACGACAUAUUUCCUGCCUGUGUGAGUGUGGAGUGUGUGUGUGUGGGUGUUUUCUGUCUGUGUGUGCGACAGACGUGCAGAGCAUGCAAAAAUGAUGUAAUAUCUGGUGAUCAGUAGGCUGCUAUGUUCGCUAGUAGGGCUUCAACGGAUGAUUAGUAUGAAAUGAUGACCGAUUCCUUCCUGUUGAUGAUUUGUUUGAUUAAUUGGUGAAUCUUUUGGUCUAUAAAACUUUUAAAAGACUGUGAAAAAAAUGCCCAUCACUUUCCCACAGGUCAGGUUGAGGUUUUGUCUGAGCAACAGUUUACUUUCAUACAGUACGAGAAAAAAAAAAAUCAACAAAUUCUUAUCAAACUAGUUGCCAGUUAACUUUCACUUUCAGAUUAAAAUGAAAUACCCCCCCCCCCACACACACACACACACACACAAUUUAAACACGUUUGGUGCACUUCUUGCAGUUUCAUUAAUCCGCCACUUGUUGCAGUUCCUCGACUUGUAAUUUCAUUUAAUAUCCACAUUCCCCGUCAGUGCUGGUUGCAUUAGUAACCACAGCAGUUAACAUACAGUGUGGAAGCCUUUAGGACUCACUGUAGUUUGUUGUGUGUACUCGGUAGAACUGAAACAGUUUUCGGUCGUAGCGCUGGUGGUUUGUGGCACCGCUCUGCUGUAACAGACUCUGCAAUAAGAUGUUUAUGUCUCUUUUCUUUUGCCUCCAUGUUAGGAGUGUAAUGAAGUUGUGGCGUGUGAAUAUGGGGUUAGACGGGUCGCAGCAUCUCUGUCAGCCCAUGCAGCGUAGGCUGGUUAAAGCUAAAUGAUACAACUGCGAUACUACUAAAACUAGAAGCGUUCUUUCGGUGGUUUGCUGCAGCUUUUUCUCAUAUCACGAUGUAGUACCUGUAUUCAGCUGUGAUGUGAGUGUGUGGGCCUUGGGUUAUAAGGCGUGCUUUGACUGCUCAUUCAGCCCGAUUGCUUCUUUUACAUGUGUGACACGGGGAUGUUAGUAACUUCUCAGGUUUUCACUUGUAGUUUCUUAUAAAUGCUGAGCCACCUGUUGACUUCGGCUGUCAGCAACUGCAGAAUAUGCCAAAAUCUUAGGUGCUUUGCUUGUUACCAUGGCUACGAGAGACCGAGCAUCCGGCAGCAUGGGGAUAGUCAGCAGACCGGUCUGGGUUGAAGCUUGGAGCUUUGUUAUGAAGAUCAGACCAAGAUUUCACUCACAUUGUUGAAGUCACACAAGUUGGAGGCCAAGUGUUUCAUUAAUGUCAUGAAUGUUUUUUUGUCUGUGUUACAUAAAGGCAGUUUGAUGAUGCCAAGAGUGAACGGGAGGGCUGAUGGACAAAGAUGUGAAAUGGCCGGGACAGAGGCAAGACUGAGGCUGUACUGUAUGUUUUAUUUAUGUAUUUUUUGGUUGGAUGCUCAAAAGUUGCCGAAAUGUACAGCGAAUAUUUGUACUGAUCUUGUAUUUAACGGCCUUUAAUGCACAAGUUAAUCCUCUUCCUGCUGUGUAGUGAGUAGGCGGCUCCACUGUUGACUGAAUAGGACCCAUGUAAGUAGUAUUUUAGCUCAGCUGAUCAUAUUUAGCCUUACAAGAAGACCUUGUUUAGUCUUAAUAUGUUGUUUACAGGAUGUUUAUUGACUGCAUGCAUACCAAUGUUAUACCCAUGUUCGGCCUUAUUUAUGUUACUGUCAUACUUCUGUUUUUCUAGGCUGACUUGUCUACAAUAUUUGAGUUGUAGAUUGUGGAGAGGAAGCCGUUGGAGCUGUCUGUAUAUAACAAGCUGUGUUGGGACUUGUGGUAUAUUUUCAUACGCGGGAUUUUUUUUUUCUUUUACUGUCUUUCCUGACCUGCAUUCAUUAUUUGAAACCAGUGGAGGAUGUACCUUUUUAUAUAUUCAUGUUUUUAUUACCCUUUUGGAAGCUCAUCUGUAUAUAUUUUUGUUAAUAUUGUUUUUCAGGGUUUUUUUUUUUCUUUUGCAUGUCCAGGCAUUGUGGAUGGAGGAACAGUAACUAAAGAUGUAGUACACAGAGGACUUGUUGACUUGAAAUUGUGAUGGUUUCUUUCAAUAUGGAUCUUUUUACAGGAAUAAAGUAUGUAUAUUUUCACAGAAAG
Messenger RNA from Scatophagus argus, 9353 nucleotides. Its product is annotated as RIMS-binding protein 2. Gene Ontology annotation, biological process: neuromuscular synaptic transmission. Bases 325 to 6270 code for a protein of 1981 amino acids. The record is from RefSeq and is a predicted model, not a curated record. NCBI's taxonomy places the organism in Eukaryota, Metazoa, Chordata, Actinopteri, Scatophagidae. Gene Ontology annotation, molecular function: protein binding. The transcript is spliced from 32 exons.